This is a messenger RNA of Pteropus alecto (black flying fox), 2809 nucleotides long. RefSeq names its product dynein axonemal intermediate chain 2 (gene DNAI2). Gene Ontology annotation, molecular function: dynein light chain binding; dynein heavy chain binding. Gene Ontology annotation, biological process: cilium movement; outer dynein arm assembly. The record is from RefSeq and is a predicted model, not a curated record. Bases 206 to 2188 code for a protein of 660 amino acids. The transcript has 12 exons. Gene Ontology annotation, cellular component: outer dynein arm. Lineage: Eukaryota; Metazoa; Chordata; Mammalia; Chiroptera; Pteropodidae.
CCCAAUAAACGUAAUAGCUCAGUAAAAACUGUAUCCUUUGGUGAGUAAGAGCCUCGGCGUCAGGCAGACCAGCUGUACCACUUACAGCUAUGUGAUCCGGGCAAGGCGCUCAGAAUCCUCCCAGGUAAAAAGCGGAUUGCGUCGUCCACCUCAGGGCAACUGUAAGAACUGAGUAGGGCAAUGCUUAGCUUGUUGUUAUUACUCAAUGAAUGGGUUUUUUAAAUGCAGACUCAGCUUCUGGACAAAUCCCCUAGGACCCCUUCCCUCGACCAGACCGGGAAUCAGAGGUCGCCCGGGUGAGGCCCUUGGGAACCGGAAGCAGCCAGGUGGGGCCCCUCAGCGCACACCCUCCCCCCGCCCCACUCCCGCAGCUGCCGGCACCAUGGAGAUCGUGUACGUGUACGUCAAGAAGCGAAGCGAGUUUGGGAAGCAAUGCAGCUUCUCCGACCGUCAAGCGGAGCUGAACAUCGACAUCCCGCCCAACCCCGCGCUGGCUGAGCUGUUCAUGGAGCGGAACCCCGUGGACACCGGCGUCCAGUGCUCCACCAGCAUGUCGGAACACGAGGCCAACACCGAGCGGUUCGAGAUGGAGACCCGGGGGGUCAACCACGUCGAGGGGGGCUGGCCCAAGGAUAUAAACCCCCUGGAGCUGGAGCAGACGAUCCGCUUCCGGAAGAAGGUGGAGAAGGAUGAGAACUAUGUCAAUGCCGUCAUGCAGCUGGGCUCGAUCAUGGAGCACUGCAUCAAGCAGAAUAAUGCCAUCGAUAUCUACCAGGAGUAUUUUGAUGACGAGGACACAGUGGAAGUGACAGAAGAGGCCCCUUCAGCUAAAACCAUCAAUGUUUUCAGGGAUCCCCAGGAAAUAAAGCGGUCAGCCACACACCUCUCCUGGCACCCUGAUGGCAACAAAAAGUUGGCGGUGGCAUAUUCUUGCUUGAAUUUCCAACGGGCACCUGAAGGCAUGAGCCAUGAUUCGUACAUCUGGGACCUGGAAAACCCUAACAAGCCUGAGACUGUCCUGAAGCCAUCUUCUCCGCUCGUCACCUUGGAGUACAACCCCAAAGAUUCUCACGUGCUCCUAGGAGGCUGUUACAAUGGGCAGAUCGCCUGUUGGGACACCCGCAAAGGCAGCCUGGUGGCAGAGCUGUCCACCAUCGAGUUCAGUCACCGAGACCCUGUGUACGGCACCAUCUGGCUGCAGUCGAAGACGGGCACUGAGUGCUUCUCGGCGUCCACGGAUGGCCAGGUCAUGUGGUGGGAUAUCCGGAAGCUGAGCGAGCCCACCGAGGUGGUGGUCAUGGACAUCACCAGAAAGGAGCAGUUGGAAAAUGCCCUGGGGGCCAUCUCCCUGGAGUUCGAGUCUACUUUGCCAACCAAGUUCAUGGUGGGCACUGAGGAAGGCAUCGUCAUCUCCUGCAACCGCAAGGCCAAAACGCCGGCCGAGAAGAUCGUGUGCACCUUCUCCGGCCACCACGGCCCCAUCUACGCUCUGCAGAGAAACCCGUUCUACCCGAAGAACUUCCUGACCGUCGGCGACUGGACCGCCCGCAUCUGGUCGGAGGAGAGCCGCGAGUCGUCCAUCAUGUGGACCAAGUACCACAUGGCCUACCUCACUGACGGCGCCUGGAGCCCAGUAAGGCCUGCAGUUUUCUUCACCACCAAGAUGGACGGGACCUUGGACAUCUGGGACUUUGUGUUCAAGCAGUGUGACCCCGCCCUCAGCUUGAAGGUGUGUGAUGAGGCCCUCUUCUGCCUCCGGGUGCAGGACAGUGGGUGUUUCAUCGCCUGUGGCUCCCAGCUGGGCACAACCACACUGCUGGAGGUCUCCCACGGCCUGUGCACCCUCCAGAGGAAUGAGAAGAACAUAGCUUCUUCCAUAUUUGAGCGUGAGACCCGGCGGGAGAAGAUUCUGGAGGCCAAGCACCGGGAGAUGCGCCUGAAGGAGAAAGGCAGGACGGAGGGCAAGGAUGAUGAGCUGAAGGAGGAGGAGCCCGCUGUGGACCUGGAGGGGCUGGUCAGAAAGGCCGAGGAGGACUUCUUCAACGUCAUCUUCUCGGAGCUGAAGAAGAAGGAGACGGCGGCCAUGAAGAAGUCCAAGCUCAAACAACGAAAGCUGGAGACAGAUGAAAACGUGGAGGAGGAAGAAGAGGCGGAAGAAGAAGGGGGUGCUGAGGAGACCCCGGCCUAGAGGGCCCGCCCGGCAGCAGCCCCCUCCCACGUGCGCCUUCAUCUCCCACCUCUUGGCACGGCCCUGGUUUUACAAGUGCGGGGCUGAGCUCCUCUCUUAAGGUGUCACUAGGGGGGACCCAGCCUCCAUGACCCACAAAUUGCAGGCCCACCUUGACUCACUGAGCCCAGCGCUCCCGAGCGACCACUCGGAGAGAGAAAAGGGACAGGGCUUUCCUCUGAGCUGGGUGGCCCGUCUCAGCCACCUCGGCCACCUCCACCUCAGGUCCCACACAGCCUGGCCCUGCAUGUCCCCUUCGAUUCCGCUUCUCAAGGGCUUUCCCACUGUCCUUUGCCUUCGCGAGCCUGCAGAGCCUCACUGCAGGGCUUGCCGCAGCCACGGCGGGGCCCUGGGCAGAGCUGGCGGGGGACGAGGGGGUCACUCCUCCCUUCCUGACCCUCCCCGACCACAUACGACCCAGGAACAGAAAGCCCGUCCACUCCGAGAUGUCUUCCCAGGCAACUCCUCCAGGCACACGUACCUCCGAGAGGGUGAGAGUAGAUCAGGGACUCGAGCUUGGUUAUCCUUGUGCCCCGCAAGCUUCCUGUUGUCCGAAUCCUUGUAAAAUUAAAUGAAUAACAA